Molecule: messenger RNA, 3338 nt
Organism: Archocentrus centrarchus (flier cichlid)
Lineage: Eukaryota; Metazoa; Chordata; Actinopteri; Cichliformes; Cichlidae
Gene: hpse2
Product: heparanase 2
Exons: 12
Coding region: 1-1869 (622 amino acids)
Biological process (GO): extracellular matrix organization
Cellular component (GO): membrane; extracellular matrix
Molecular function (GO): hydrolase activity, acting on glycosyl bonds
Source: RefSeq, a predicted model, not a curated record
AUGAGACCGAGGUAUAGACCCGCCAUCGAACUUCUCGGUAGUAGAGUUUGUUUAGUGGUUUAUUUCUUUCCACCUUUAGUCUUUAUUGCGCACACUGAUCCCUCAGCUCUCCAAAUCAAGAAGAUGCCCAAAUCCUCACCGUGCGUAUUCCCAUGGUCCUCCCUUUGGCUGGCAUCGUUGAUUAUUUUGAUGGUGCAGUCGGCUCUCUCUUCCUCCUCUACGUAUCAGAGACCUGCAGUCGCUGGGAAGCGCCACGGCUUCUUGGAGAGGACGCUGGUUCUCCUGGAUGUCAACACCCGCAGUUCAAUCAGAGUCCUCAGCGAAAACUUCCUCUCUUUGCAACUGGACCCCUCGAUCAUCAGAGACGGAUGGCUGGACUUUCUGAGCUCCAAGCGGCUCGUGACCCUGGCGCGAGGCCUGUCGCCUGCGUUUCUGCGCUUUGGUGGGAAGCGAACCGACUUCCUGCAGUUCAACAACCAGAAGAACCUCGCCAAGUUCAGAGGGCCGGGACCAGACUACUAUCUGAAAAACUACGAGGACGAUAUUGUGCGCAGUGACAUUGCACUGGACAAGCAAAAGGGCUGCAAACUGGCCAACCAUCCUGACAUCAUGCUGGAGCUGCAGAGGGAGAAGGCGGCCACCACGCAGCUUGUUCUGUUGAAAGAGCAGCUGUCCAACAUCUACAGCAACAUUACAAUAACAGCCAGGUCUUUAGACAAACUGUACAACUUUGCCGACUGUGCUGGCCUACACCUGAUCCUGGGGCUCAACGCACUGCACAGAAAUCCAGACAACUCCUGGAACACCUCUUCCACCCUCAGCCUCCUGAAGUACAGUGCUGGCAAGAAGUACAACAUCUCCUGGGAGCUGGGCAAUGAGCCUAAUGCGUACCGCAGCAUGGUGGGUCGUGCGGUCAACAGCACCCAGUUGGCUCAAGACUACACCAAACUACGGACCCUGCUGCAGUCUGUGCGGUUCUACCACCGAGCUCACCUCUUUGGCCCAAACGCAGGACGACCCAGGAAGAACGCCAUUCUGCUGCUGGAUGGGUUCAUGAAGAAUGCUGGCUCUGCUGUAGAUGCAGUUACGUGGCAACAUUAUUACAUGGAUGGCAGAAUAAACAAAGCAGAGGACUUCCUAAAAACACGUCUUUUGGACACACUUGCAGAGCAGAUCAGUAAAGUGACCAAGGUUGUGAACACACAUACUCCAGGUAAGAAGGUGUGGCUUGGUGGACUUGGGCCAGCAUGGGCAAGCGGCAUCAGUAAUCUCUCCGACACAUAUGCUGCUGGCUUUCUGUGGGUGAACACACUGGGUAUGGCUGCAUUGCAUGGGAUUGAUGUUGUCUUACGUCACUCAUUCUUUGACUAUGGAUACACACAUCUUGUGGAUCAGCAUUUUAACCCUUUACCUGAUUACUGGUUUUCUCUGGUCUUCAAACGUCUGGUUGGUCCCAAGGUUUUAGCUGUGCGAGUGGCUGGACUGCAAAGGAAGCCAAAACCAGGACGAGUCAUACGAGACAAACUACGUAUCUAUGCCCACUGUACCAGCUACCACAAUCAUAACUAUGUCAGAGGAUCCAUAACAAUCUACAUCAUCAACCUGCAUCGGUCAAGAAAGAAAAUCAAAUUGGCUGGAACAUUACGGAACAAGACUGUCCAUCAGUACCUGCUGCAGCCCCAUGGCACGGAUGGACUCCGAGCCAGACAUGUCCAGUUGAAUGGGGAAAAGCUGGUCAUGAUGAACAAUGAGACAUUCCCAGAGUUGAAACCCAAGACACUGAGGGCGGGACGGACAAUAGCUAUGCCGCCGAUGACUAUAGGCUUUUAUGUUAUCAAAAAUAUUAACGCUUAUGCCUGUCGGAGAUAACAUUGAUCCUUCAUCAUACCAAACCACCAACACCAGUUUCACUCAGAAUUUCUUUUUGAGAAAUGUCAAAUUUUCUCAAGUAAUCUUACAAACAGAACAGUUCUCUGGAUAACAAAAGCCUCUCAGCACUGAAAUCGGUAUUUCUGUGGAAAUAUUUAAAUGCUCAAGUAAAUCAAAAAUAAACCCAGGUUUUCUCAGUCCAAGACACACACUUGCACUUCUGUUGCUUUUCACCGGCAGUUCCUCAAAUGCUACAAGACUGCUGUUGCAAAAAUGCAAAAACACUUUCUCUGAUUUGGUGUAGCAGAGUUUAGCAUUUUAAAAGUUUAUUUACAGCCUCGUUUCAUAAUCUUUGACCAACAGAAUGAGGAGAAAAAAGAUCUGAACAGGCAGUUUUUCCAAACUGUACACAAGUCACUUUCAGUAUGACUUGAUCCUUUCCACAGAGAGAAAACAUGCCACGGUGUGUUACUUCUUAACCACAUGCUGUCUCUGUAGGUUUUUGUAUGCAUGGGUUUUAUUGAUAAAGCUACUGAUGUGUCUUUUCAGUCUGUUAAGGGUGGCACUCAAACCACACUCUUGUUUCCUUUGUCAUAUCAAAUGGCUGAAAAUUGCAAAUCUUUCUUUUCUAUUUUUUGUGUGUUUGUGUUCUUUGAGCCUCUUUUGUGCUGCACACUUCAAUUUAACUGCAGAAAAGCCAGGAUGCAUCACUAGUGCUGUUUUGCUGUGAUACACAGAUAAAUAAUGUGAACCCAUCAAUCACAUCGCCUGGAUCCACACAAAAUCGGACUAUAUAUAAAGAAAUCUAAAAUACUGAUUUUUCAGGUGCAUUUUAGCACUUCCUACUCUCUUUUCUGUGAUCUUCUGUUUUUAAUCUCUUAAUGCUGCUAGGUUUCUUUUGUACUAAAUAUACUAUAUAUUUUACAUAUUGUACAGGUUCACUGUCAUAUUAUUAGAUAAUGUAUUGUACAUAAAAAAGAGUGAUAAAAGUGUUUUAAGCUUGAUAUGUUUACUUACAUUCAGUAUACACCUAAUUUAUAUUGCUUUGUUUUCAUAUUUCUAUUAUAUAAGAGCUGUACUCAUGUCCCAAUUUUAAAGUGAAAUCUAAACAAACAAAAAAAAUAAAUAAAUAAACCCUGUAGGAAUGUAUUCAUUGAGUAACGGGAUGACCAACUGACUUUGGUAAAAAACAAAACAAAAAAAUACAUGGUGGUGGGUCAAAUUAAAAGACAGAAAAAGAACUACCUUAAGAUGGUUUAUGGAUUCACAUCUCUAUUUGCCUUUGUUUUAUUUCAAACUAUUUUGACUACCUUGUGCUGAAAAGUAAGACCACAGUCAGUAAAAAGGUCCCCUCGAGAGCUCUGAGAACUGACAUGAUUAAGAACAGUGAUAAGUGUCUAAACAUGUAAAAUAUAAAGAAUUAUCCUCUGAAUGUGUUUAUACUUAAUGUAGAGAUGUUCAUAUUUCAU